Molecule: messenger RNA, 3959 nt
Organism: Stegastes partitus (bicolor damselfish)
Lineage: Eukaryota; Metazoa; Chordata; Actinopteri; Pomacentridae
Gene: chchd6b
Product: coiled-coil-helix-coiled-coil-helix domain containing 6b
Exons: 8
Coding region: 145-843 (232 amino acids)
Biological process (GO): inner mitochondrial membrane organization
Cellular component (GO): MICOS complex; mitochondrion
Source: RefSeq, a predicted model, not a curated record
GAAUGACCUUUAUUGGAGUAUUUUGACCAGCAGUCGCUGUGGCGGCGACUCCAGCCGCUUUCUUAUUUAUGUGCCCCUGUCACAACAGUGGACAGGGCUGUUAUUAGUCGCUCUAAUCGUGAGGAAACCGACAGCUCGUCAAAAAUGGGAGGGAAUGGGAGCACGACGAGGAAAGUGUCAUUCGGACUGGACGAAGACGAGAAGGUCACCGUAAUUGAAGGAGUGAAGCUCUCAGAGGAUGUGCUCCGACGAAUGAGGGAUUCUCAGAAGUCUGACAGCACCAAGACCCCGUCGGACAGUCGUAAAUCACCACCAAGUCCAAAACCAACCAGACCCUCCAGUACAGAAAUACAGGAAGAAAUGCGCAAAAACUUUGAGCGUCAACAGGCUCUGGUGCAGGAGGAGUUGUCCAGACUGGCCCAGAGGGAGAGAGAUGCUGCAUCAGCCACAGGCCUGGAUGAGCUGGCCCCUGCCCUCAUCGCGGAGAGGGGAAAGGCCCAUGAAGAGCAAGAGAGGGCCAAGAUACUGGCAAAACAACUGGAGAGAAAAGAAAAGGAGCUGGCGAGCAUAUCCAGUUUCUAUAAAGAGCAAUUAGAAACACUGGAGAAAAAGAACUUUGACAACUACAAGGAAACGGCUGAACAGUACAACAAGGCAGCUACUCAAGCUGAGGCUCACAUCCGGCCCCGGCAGACGGCAUCUUUGUGCACUGAGCUGCAGGCCAAGGUGCUCCAAUGCUACAGAGAAAAUCCACAGCAGACUCUGCAGUGCUCCAGUCUAGCCAGACAGUACAUGACCUGUGUCCAGCAAGCAAAGAAGGGCGCUCUGACGAAUCACGGCUGAGAAACCCAAAGAAAGCAGGAGCGAGUGGAGAAGAGGAGAAGAAGUUGAAGAAACAGAGAGCAUGUCAAAUCCGUCCAUUUUUCUCCCCCUCUCUGUCCUUCUCUUAUCCAUCCAUCCAUUUAUUUAGCCACUGAAUAACCCCCCCCCUCCUCUUUUCCAUUCGCCAUCCUUCUUGGUUUUUGAGUGUAUUAUCUUGACUUGUCACUCCAGAGUGUACAAUGUGUUGAUUUAUUGUCAAGUUGUGCCAGCACACCCCUGCCGUCGCUGAAAUAAAUCCCAGUGAUCCAGUGGUGAUGAGACUGCAGGUUGUGUGUCUUUGUGGGUCUUGCGUAUGUGUGUGUGUGUGUGUGCAGGGUGGUGGCGGAUGGCUGUCUCUUGUCACGGCACGCUAAUAAUGCUUCCACUACUGAAAAUGGGGUCGUGUGCACCCUUCUGACAAUGCUGUGCAGGCCCAGGGGCUUGAUUGUGUGCCGUGCUCAUGGUUUCAUUAAGAGAGAGAAGGGAAGGGAGAGUGAAGGAAAUGAGGGAUAAAUGAAGUGGAGGACAGAUGAAUAGUGAAGUGUGCAUUAUUAAUAUGUGUGUGUAUGUGUGUCCUUCUUUUUUUUUUUCUUCCUGGUAUACCUAACCCGUGCGCGUCAUCACAUAUAGGUGCUUGUGUGAAUGUGCGAGCAACACACCGGACAGGGCACAUAUUGUCCCUGCUAGCUGUGUUUCCAUGGUGACAGCAGGGGUUUGUGCUAGCAGCAAGGUGUGGAGGAACCUUCCAGAUAACCCUGAAGGUCAGCACACUGAGCUACAGCUCACAGCACUACUCUGUACCUUUGCGCUUGUGUGUGUGCGCGACUGAAAGUGAGGGACUCAGUCAAGAUGCAUUUCCACUUAUAUAUGGACAUGGUUGGCCACCCUCGAAAUGACAGAGGCUUGUUAUCGCACGCACACAAACACACACACACAGACUCGCACAGCGGACACACACAGAAUAUUAAUAGACUUAUAACACACCCUUGUUUCCCGGAUAUAAGUGCACAUUCGUACAAGUGGCAGUCGGUGCGUUGGGGGGGGCGUUUGUUAAUGAUAGCUGCAAGAGGUGAUCUAUUGAUCAGUUUGACUCCCACUUGCCACCGCAGCAUCGAUCGUGACAUAACACGCACAAUGCAGCUGACCAAUCCAUACGAUACGCGCUCCGUUAUAGAAAUCUAGUAAAGGGAAACGGUGCGAUCAAUGAAAUGAUAAAGAAAUGGAUUGUGGAUUGUGUGACGUCUGUCGGUCCCGUUUUGUCCGUCAGUCGGUAAAAGCCUCCAACUCCGGCUGCACUUCGUCACCAGGGAUUAGGCGGCUCUAACCCAACGGACAUGAAGCGCAUAUUACCUAUAUUAAAGUCAGCACCAUAUUAGAGGUUUCAGCCAGUGACUCUCAUAUCCCUUCUCUCUCCCUGACAUUUCUUUACAAAUACCAGCCUCUAUUCACUCUGUUAUUGCCUUCUCCCAUUCAACAAUUCUCUGAUUAAACAAGCUCCUGAAAAGCCUGGGCACUGCUAUCUGCCAUUUGGCUUUUAUUAGAAAACCCACCCUCUUUAAUUAAAUUGGUUGAAUUACAGAAAUAUCAGGGAUAUUUCGGCAAUAUAUUGGAUAAGAGAGCACAAUGGGUGAAAAAAAAAAUGGAAGAAUGGGUUUUAUGAGAUGUUUUGAAUGUGGUUUGGCGGUGAAAUGAGAUAAACACAAUCUUGAUAGCCGGGUGAUGUUUGUUUUUUCAAGGAACUGAGGUUUGUUCGAUCUGAAUGAGUCUCAUUAUCGAAUAUACGUCACUGCUAGACUCGUUAAUUUCUUCUUCUUCUUUUUUUUUUUUUGCCGAUUUGCCUUAGAGACUCGAUUUAUUUUUCACUCCCUCGUUCUCUUCCAGCUCUAUUUCUACCCCACACCUUCAGCGCCAUGCCUUUCUUUUCCCGCCCUAUAACUGUGGAAGGAUGUGGGAUUGAGGUUGCCGUGGAAACCAGCCCAGCUUUGAUUGGGGUAGACAGCUGCAUGGUGCAAGGUUAGAAGAUGGCUGCUCACGCCUCACAAUGCGCCACUAUUGAUUUCCAGUCGUUGCCAAUUACUGGACCCAGUUGUGUCCGAUGAGUUGCAGAAAAUAUGAAAAAGCAAGAGGAUUGUGUCCAUGUGUACGUUGUUUGGGGGGCGGGUGUUACUGUAAUGCUCACUUUGAAGUCAACACAGAGUAAUUGUCUCGCUUUUUCCACCUACGUGAGUGCAUGUGUUUGUCUGUAAGGCAAUUCUUUGAGCCGUUGCCAUAGUUUUAACCUCAGACAUCCUGUAGCUUGAGCUGGAGACAAGUUUGACAGUCAUCCACGGAGCCUAAUGUUAUAUGUUUUAGCAGCUCCGCACUCUCUCCUUUGUUCCGUUCUUGAAACGCUGUUUGUCGGCUGUUCUUUCUCAUCCAGCUGAAGGGGGUGUCAGCAAAUGAGAGACGGUGUCAGACUUUGACAAACUGCUGCCCUUUGUAAAGACUUAAUGGGGAUCAAUUCAAGUAAAGUUAGACGCUUAGAAUUCACAUGCAGUCAAGAUAUAAAAAAAAUAAAAUAAAAAAAUAACCGCUCUCACUUGCACACACAUCCCCACGCAUAUACCUACUUCUUUCUGGAGUUCACCCAGCGCUGGAGUUAUUUGCCACCCUCCCUGUUUCCCUCCUCUCUUUUCUUCUCUCUUCCCUCAGCCAACUUGGCAUUGUAUAUGUGAGAAGUCGACAGUGAGCCUAAUUGGAGCGUGUGGCUCCAUCAAUGACAGUCACCAUUCUGUUUCUGCACGCAGCACACACUCACAUGGAGUCCUUUAGCUAAUUGAAUAGUCUUUUAUUAAACUGUGUUAAUGUGAACUGAAACUGGCUGCUGGUGAAUUAAAUUAGACCCCCCACCCCCCACAACAACCAUAUGCAUAAACACAUGCAGCUCAGUGUAGCGGUAGGAAUGAAUGCGACCUCAGCGUGGAGGGAGGACGAGGAGAAGAAAAUGGGGAGAGAAGGAGGUGAGGGUGUUGCUGUAUUCAUUGUAAUGUUUGUGAUUUAAAAGAAUGUGAUGGAUGCGUAAAAGUCAUAAACUGUUUAUUAAAGAUGGAUGUAGCCAC